Messenger RNA from Sorex fumeus (smoky shrew), 612 nucleotides. It is a transcript of the gene TCF23, whose product is annotated as transcription factor 23. Bases 1 to 612 code for a protein of 203 amino acids. Gene Ontology annotation, biological process: regulation of transcription by RNA polymerase II; developmental process. NCBI's taxonomy places the organism in Eukaryota, Metazoa, Chordata, Mammalia, Eulipotyphla, Soricidae. Gene Ontology annotation, molecular function: RNA polymerase II transcription regulatory region sequence-specific DNA binding; DNA-binding transcription factor activity, RNA polymerase II-specific; protein dimerization activity. The transcript is spliced from 3 exons. The record is from RefSeq and is a predicted model, not a curated record.
AUGGCUCAGGAGGAGGCCAGAGGGGUACCCCCCGUGCCAAGAGUGGGGCGCAGCCUGGCUCAGGUCAAGCCUCAACCACCAGCAGGCUCCGACAGGACGAGGGUCUGCCCGAGCCAGGCCAGGCGGGGCCCCCACAGGUGGCGCAGAGCUGCCCCAAGCCCCCGCGGCCCCAGACCCAGGAUCCCAGGUGACAGCAGGGGCUCCUCGCAGGCCAGUCCCGAGAACGCUGUGCGGGAGUGGAGCCGGGUGCGGGCCCUGCGUCGCACCUUCCUGGCCCUGCAGGCUGUGCUGCCCGCCGUACCGGCCCGCACCAAGCUCUCCAGGCUGGAUGUGCUGCUGCUGGCUGCCUGCUACAUCGCCCACCUCUCCCGCACGCUCGGCCUCGAGCUGCCCGCCCAAGCCCGGUCGCCUUUCCUGGGAGGCCUCCGCUACCUGCACCCUCUCAAGAAAUGGCCCAUGCGCUCUCGUCUCUACGCGGGCGGCCUGGACGCCACCAUAGCCACUGCCUUGGGCCCGAGAACAAAGGAGGCCAAGGUGGGUCCCCAAGUCUCUGUUGAGGCAGGCGCUCUGGUCCCUGCCAGUACACCCCCACUAGCUCCUGGAGGUGAAUAA